GCGCCUGCGCAAGUCAUUGGCGCCAAGAUGGCGUUGGAGAUGAGGCUCCCUAAGGCUCGCAAACCUCUCAGUGAGAACUUGGGCCGCGACUCUAAGAAGCACUUGGUGGUGCCGGGGGACACGAUCACCACGGACACAGGCUUCAUGCGGGGCCAUGGGACAUACAUGGGGGAGGAGAAGCUCAUCGCCUCUGUGGCCGGUUCUGUGGAGAGGGUGAACAAGCUGAUCUGUGUCAAAGCCUUGAAAACCAGAUACAACGGAGAAGUCGGAGACAUUGUAGUGGGAAGAAUCACAGAGGUUCAACAGAAGAGGUGGAAGGUGGAGACCAAUUCCAGGCUGGACUCCGUCUUGCUCCUGUCAUCCAUGAACCUGCCUGGAGGAGAGCUGAGGAGAAGGUCUGCGGAGGACGAGCUGGCCAUGAGAGGCUUCUUGCAGGAAGGCGACCUCAUCAGUGCGGAGGUCCAGGCGGUGUUCUCGGAUGGAGCUGUUUCUCUGCACACUAGGAGCCUGAAGUAUGGAAAGCUAGGUCAGGGAGUUUUAGUCCAGGUCUCGCCUUCCCUGGUGAAGAGACAGAAGACUCAUUUCCAUGACUUGCCAUGCGGUGCCUCAGUGAUUCUGGGUAACAACGGUUUCAUCUGGAUCUACCCGACACCUGAGCACAAGGAUGAGGAUGCUGGGGGCUUCAUUGCCAACCUGGAGCCGGUGUCCCUUAGUGACCGAGAAGUGAUCUCCCGGCUUCGGAACUGUGUGGUCUUGCUGGUCACUCAGAGAAUGAUGCUAUACGACACCAGCAUCCUGUACUGCUACGAGGCCUCCCUUGUCCAUCAGAUCAAAGAUAUCUUAAAACCAGAAGUAAUGGAGGAGAUCAUGCUACAAACCCGCCAGAGGCUUUUGGACCUGGAGGGAUGAGGCCGAGAGCUGGAGGAUGGGACUGUGCACCGCUCUGGAGCAGUUUUGGGAGUGAAAAGUCUGCUGUCUGAUCCCCAGAGAACAUCUGACACAUUACUCACCUGCAGCAGAGCUGCAGAGCCAGGCCUGUCCUCUUCUGUCCUGAGGCAAAGCCAGGGUGGAAGUAAAUGGUUUGUGCGCUUGGGUCCCAGGAUAAGGGGUAGUUUUAAGUCUCUCAGAGUACCAUGUCCCAGCCUGAUGACUUAUCUUGGAAUCACUUGGAGAAUUUAUGUCUUCUAGUCACACCACACAAUGCCCCAUGAAACUAUCCUGGUAGAAAACUUGGGGGGGGGGCUGGGGCUGGGGAUAUAUCUCAGGGGUGGACCACUUCCUAAUGUGCAAGUUCCCAGGUUCAAUUUCCAGCCCUAUUCUAACCCCAGAAAAAAGGAAACCAAAGACAUGGCAGUGCCAGCGUGAAUGGUCUCUUUCCACUUCCACUCUGUCUCCUUUAAUGCACAAGUGUAUGGGUGGAGAGAAGGUGGUGGAGUUAGGCCAGAGUCUAAGGGAUGUGAGAAUAAAGGGAGCCAGCAGCUUUUGUUGGAA
Messenger RNA from Arvicanthis niloticus (Nile rat), 1491 nucleotides. It is a transcript of the gene Exosc2, whose product is annotated as exosome component 2. Lineage: Eukaryota; Metazoa; Chordata; Mammalia; Rodentia; Muridae. Gene Ontology annotation, cellular component: cytoplasmic exosome (RNase complex); nuclear exosome (RNase complex). Gene Ontology annotation, molecular function: RNA binding. Gene Ontology annotation, biological process: TRAMP-dependent tRNA surveillance pathway; exonucleolytic trimming to generate mature 3'-end of 5.8S rRNA from tricistronic rRNA transcript (SSU-rRNA, 5.8S rRNA, LSU-rRNA); nuclear-transcribed mRNA catabolic process, deadenylation-dependent decay. The record is from RefSeq and is a predicted model, not a curated record.